AUGCAAAGACUAGUAGUGAGGGCGUGCAUUCAGUAUCUUCAUUACGUUCCGAUCGGUAUGACUUCACCUACCGCGGGUCUGGGAUCUAUAGUCUUAAGCGUUGCGUCCUUCAGUACGCUGAUCUUUAUUUAUGUGUUUAGAGAGAGUGUGGCAAAUUUGGACCAGGUGUUGGCAUCUGCAUUCUCAUCAGCAAUAAAUAGUGAAGGCAUCUACGUCUCCAAUCCUUACAAUGUUGGAUUAAUAUCAUUCAUCAACACGUAUCCUCUAAUAUACAUUUUGUUUCCUCUGAGCGUCAUAUUGCUUUGUUACGGGAUUCUCUUUUUCAUUGUGCGGUCCCGGGACAAAAGUGUCUACCUCUACUUUCCUCUAUCUUUCUGCUUCUAUGUCAUAACGGUUCAAACCGUCGUUAUAGCCCUAAAAGUACUGCUUCGCAGGCCUCGGCCACGCAACACUCACGAGUUUGGCAUCCUCCUGGAGACGUGCAAGUAUGAAUUCAAAGCUAUAUUUACACCUUAUCUGGGAAGGAGCCAGUGCAGUCACUCCCUGAGCUCUACACCUUCCGGGCACACAGCUGCCGCUGCAUAUUGCAUCCUCCCCUCCGUUGCCUACAUUAUUCAACUGUUUGAACUCAUAAGAGCAUACUGGGCGCCAAGACUGCUGGGACUCACCAUCUUAUCUAUAGUCAUGGGGCUCUUGUUGACGGUUGUUGCCGUGUGGGGGAUCUCAGGAAUUAUUCUGAUGAUCAUAGCACGCAUGUCAGCAGGAGCCCACUUCCUAUCUGAUACUCUAACAGCGGUCCUGAUAGCCGUUGCAUUCCUCUCUAUCGUUGUCGUCACCAGGCCGGAUGUCCACGCAGUACAAAUGUAUGAGCACAAAGACGAUGAAACCAAUAACGAUCAGGACAGGACUACAAAGAGAGACGACACCCCGCUCCAAUAG
Molecule: messenger RNA, 939 nt
Organism: Giardia duodenalis
Lineage: Eukaryota; Fornicata; Diplomonadida; Hexamitidae
Product: PAP2 superfamily protein
Exons: 1
Coding region: 1-939 (312 amino acids)
Source: RefSeq, a predicted model, not a curated record